AUGCCACCAGACGCAAACCAAAAACCACUUUUAAAUAUAGUAUUGAUGACACUAAAAGGCAAGGCGGCCACAUUCAUCAACCGAGUAAAAGCGGAGACAUGGGCGGAAAUGCUCCAGAAAUUGAGGGGUCAAUUUAGUAAAAGGACAACCGUAGAGGAAAUCUCGCAGAAAAUAGAGACCCUGGAGCAAAGACACAAUGAAUCCUUUGAAAAUUACGCAGAUAAAGAACCACGAAUACAGGAUCAGGAAUGUAUCGACGAAUUACAAAUUCAACUGGGAAACAACGGCGACCAGGUAUCCUUCGCGGAGAGGACGCUCAAAAUACACUUUAUAGGGGGUUUAACAAGCCCAAAUCUGAAACAAUCCGCAAGGAACCAGAGGAUACCGUUUAAGGAUUUAAUACAGUUCCUGAAAGAGGAAUGUGCGGAGUGCGAGCGGUUGGAAAACAUAGAACAACGCUUGAAAUCAUGCCGACUAGGGCAGAGCCCGCGUAGAGAGGUCCGAGGCAACAGACCCGGGAAUUAUAACCACUUCGCGAUAUAUUCGGAGGCCGAAAGUGGCCAAACAAGAGGUUACAACAACCGAAAUCCGGGACCUCCCGCAACGCAAAGAAGAUUCGACAAUAGAAACGGUCCCGACAGGGACUUCAGAAACGGUUCAGAGCAAAACAGAUUCAGUAACAGAAACUCCAAUAACAACUUUGGGAGAUCGAGAAACUCGGGCAACGGUAAUCGUGAAUACUCACCUAGGCGUAGAGACGAAUACAACGAUAGGCCGCAAGGCGAAUAUAACAGAUACGCGAAUAGUAGGGAUCGUGAAUAUUCUCUUGAGCGUAGAAAUGAUUAUAACGACAGACAACAAAGCGGAUAUAAUAGAUACGCACGUAACGAGAAUCGCGAGUAUUCACCUGGACGGGGAAACGAUUACCACGACAGACGACAAGUUGGACACAAUAGAUACACGAACGACGAGAUCCGAGGAAAUACUAACAGGCACAACGACAGAAACGGGAGUAACCAAGACUAUGGCAGGACGCGGCAGAACGCGGUCCUCGGUGACCACGACAGAUUCCACCAGCCAUCGACGCAGACGCCGGGAAACAGAAACAACUUUAGAGAUCAGGACAGAAGCCCACAGCGGGGAUAUCAGGGUAGCGGACAGUAUGGCGAUUAUCGACAAAGAAAACAGCACUACGAUAACCGAAAAAACUGA
Molecule: messenger RNA, 1212 nt
Organism: Topomyia yanbarensis
Lineage: Eukaryota; Metazoa; Arthropoda; Insecta; Diptera; Culicidae
Product: homeobox protein 2-like
Exons: 1
Coding region: 1-1212 (403 amino acids)
Source: RefSeq, a predicted model, not a curated record